UGGGAGGGAUCGGACAGGUUUGGCGGGAAAGCCGGGUUUUCGCGCCACUAGUCGGAUCAGGGAGGCUGCAGAAGAACUUGUAGAUCGGCGUCGGCCAUUCAUCAGCGGGGAUUAUAGUACCAGACACCGGAGAUUGAGCCAUGGCCGGAGUGAUUGAGGCGGACGAGCAGGAGAUGCGGGAUGCCCAGCGCGAGUACCUAGAUUUCCUGGACGACGAGGAAGAUCAAGGUAUUUACCAGAGCAAAGUCCGAGACAUGAUCAGUGAUAAUAAUUGCCGGCUGAUUGUGAAUAUUAACGAUCUCCGGAGGAAGAAUGAGAAGCGCGCGCACCUGCUUAUGAACAGCGCCUUUGAGGGGCUGAUCGCUUUCCAGCGGGCGCUGAAGGAUUUCGUGGCGUCCAUCGAUGGUACCUAUGCUAAGCAGUAUGAAGACUUCCAUGUUGGCCUAGAGGGCAGUUUCGGCUCCAAACACGUCACCCCUCGUACGCUCACGUCCCGCUUCCUGGGCUGCGCUGUCUGCGUGGAGGGGAUCGUUACUAAAUGCUCCCUGGUUCGUCCUAAAGUGGUACGCAGCGUCCAUUACUGUCCGGCUACGAAGAAGACCAUUGAGCGCAAGUACUCAGAUAUGACCAGCCUUGAGGCCUUCCCGUCCAGUGCCAUCUAUCCCACUAAGGAUGAGGAUAAUAAUCCACUGGAGACAGAAUUUGGCCUCUCGCUGUAUAAAGACCAUCAGACAAUUACUAUUCAGGAGAUGCCAGAAAAAGCCCCCGCGGGUCAGCUGCCCCGAUCUGUAGAUAUCAUCUUAGAUGAUGACCUUGUUGACAAGGUGAAGCCUGGUGACCGUGUACAGGUCAUUGGCACCUACCGCUGUCUGCCAUCCAAGCAAAAUGGCUACACCUCUGCGUCAUUCAGGACCAUCCUGAUAGCCUGCCACGUGGUUCAAAUGAGCAAGGAAGUGUCUCCUGUCUUUUCGGCGGACGAUUUGUCCAAAAUAAAGAAGUUCAGUAAAAGCCAUUCCAAGGAUGUGUUUGAGCAGCUGUCCCGGUCUCUCGCACCCAGUAUUCAUGGCCACCACUACAUUAAGAAGGCAAUCCUGUGCAUGCUGCUGGGAGGUGUGGAGAAGGUGCUGGAUAAUGGGACCCACAUCAGAGGAGACAUAAACGUUCUCUUAAUAGGUGAUCCCUCCGUGGCAAAGUCUCAGCUACUAAGAUAUGUGCUCGGCACUGCUCCCCGUGCCAUCGCUACCACUGGCAGAGGGUCCUCGGGAGUGGGUUUAACUGCAGCUGUCACCACUGACCAAGAGACGGGGGAGAGAAGACUGGAGGCCGGGGCCAUGGUGUUGGCCGAUAGGGGUGUAGUCUGCAUCGAUGAGUUUGACAAAAUGUCCGACAUGGAUCGGACGGCCAUCCAUGAGGUCAUGGAGCAAGGUCGUGUCACCAUCGCCAAAGCUGGCAUUCAUGCUCGGCUAAAUGCCCGCUGCAGUGUGCUGGCAGCAGCUAACCCCGUCUAUGGAAGGUAUGACCAGUACAAGACCCCUAUGGAGAACAUUGGCCUUCAGGACUCCUUGCUGUCCCGUUUUGAUCUCCUCUUUAUUAUGCUGGAUCAGAUGGAUCCGGAGCAGGACCGUGAGAUCUCUGACCACGUCCUGCGCAUGCACCGGUACAGAGCCGCAGGGGAGCAGGAUGGGGAUGCUAUGCCCCUGGGCAGCACAGUGGACAUCCUUGCCACAGAGGACCCCAACGUCACUCAUGAGGAGCAGCAGGAGCUGCAGGUCUAUGAGAAGCACGACAGCCUCCUCCAUGGAGUGAAGAAGAGGCGGGGGGAGAAGCUCAUCAGCAUGGAGUUCAUGCGCAAGUACAUACACGUGGCCAAGCUCUUCAAGCCCGUUCUGACUUCGGAGGCCGCCGGUUACAUCGCAGAGGAGUAUUCCCGCCUGAGGAGCCAGGAGCAGAUGAGCACCGAUGUGGCUCGGACCUCUCCUGUCACUGCCCGUUCCCUGGAGACUCUGAUCCGCUUGUCCACUGCACACGCUAAAGUGCGGAUGAGCAAAACUGUCCAGCUGCAGGACGCCGAGGCUGCUGUGGAACUUGUCCAGUAUGCGUACUUCAAGAAGGUACUGGAGAAGGAUAAGAAGCGAAGGAAAGGCACGGAGGACUCAGAUACUGAGGAGGAGGAAGUGCUGACGCAGACUGACCGGCAAACCAGAAAGAAAAGGAAGACGACGGGUGCGGAUGGAGAGUCACAUGACCCCUACGCUUUCAGCGAUGCAGAAGAUGAGACCCCUGAUGUUCAGGCCCAUCCCCCGAAAACCCCAGAGCACGGAGACUCGCCUAAGAAAACAGGACUGUCUGGAGAGAGGCUGAAAGAUUUCAAGGCGGCUUUGCUAGAUGCCUUCAAGACGGCCCAUGCCCAGUCCGUCGCUAUGCCGGCCCUCAUGACCGCUAUAAACAAGAACAAUGAUGCUCCUUUCUCCCAGGGGGAGGUGGAUGCUGCUCUGGAACUCAUGGAGGAGGCGAACCAUAUCAUGGUUUCUGAAAACAUUGUGUUCUUGAUUUAAUAAUGGACAAUGGUUUUUGUUUUUUGGAAAGCGGAGUCUGAGGUCUGGUUAGUGACCUGCGUUGGCGCAUUUGCCUGGACUACAGCUGCUUUCACCUCCCUUCAGUGGGAUAAUGCUUUUAUGCAGCCAUGUGCUACGUUUCUACAAGCACCUUUAUACAGUAUAUAGGGUUUCGUGUCCGCCUGUGGUCACGUUCCACAAAUUCCAGUCAGCUUUGUUUUACCUUUAUUUUACAAAUUAGGGGAAGCCCGUUUUAUAUAGCGUCAGAUUGUUUUACUUUAUCUGGGGAACGCUUGGAAGAGGUUUUUAUUGGGCUUGUUUGGUAUAUUUUAAUACCCUUUAUAAGUCACUUUGUUGCAAUAUUGUAGUUGUAGUCUGUAUAGAAGUUUACCUUAUUCCAGGUAAGUAAUGUUUGCAAAUUUUUUUUUUUUCCUUUUGUAUAGUACAAACUUGUCACCUAGCUCCUCUUACACUGUGUAAUAUUGGCAAUAAAAUGUAAAACUUUA
Messenger RNA from Pseudophryne corroboree (corroboree frog), 3061 nucleotides. RefSeq names its product minichromosome maintenance complex component 3 (gene MCM3). Gene Ontology annotation, molecular function: ATP binding; single-stranded DNA binding; single-stranded DNA helicase activity. The record is from RefSeq and is a predicted model, not a curated record. The transcript has 17 exons. Gene Ontology annotation, cellular component: nucleus; MCM complex. Gene Ontology annotation, biological process: DNA strand elongation involved in DNA replication; double-strand break repair via break-induced replication; mitotic DNA replication initiation. Lineage: Eukaryota; Metazoa; Chordata; Amphibia; Anura; Myobatrachidae. The coding region runs from base 141 to 2555 and encodes 804 amino acids.